CUUCAGCCGCGACGGUUUGCGGUUCGUGUUGUCGCAUGUUGUCGUGCACUGCUUGCUUAUUAUUAUUAAUAUAUAUAUAUAUUUGUUGUUUUUUGCUGUUGCGUUCAAAAGUUGCAGCAGACGUCGCUGUCUUCGUUGUCGGCUUUGCGCGUUGCAUCUUCAGGUUUUUUUUAUUCGGUCGGUGUGCUUAGCGCAAGCUUUUUUGUGGCAAGCAUUGAUAUUUAACGAUCGUAAUAAAUAAAAAAAAUCUCAACAAGUGCGAUGCCAAAAACUCAACUGUAAGAAAAUUUAAAAGAUCUGUAGGAAAAUCGAGAGAAAGAGAGAGAGAGAGCGUGACCGCGCUCUUGGGUCAUUACAUUAUCUCAACUCUAUCAAUGCCAUUUGGCGCUAUCAACUCUAUUGGAUAAACUGUUGCAACAACAACAACAACAACAACAAGAGGAACAAUAACAAAAACAAUGCUGCACAUUUGCCUCGUGCUGUCGUUGUUGCUGCUCAACACACACUCUAGCGCUCAUGGCGAGGAAGUAGUGAGUGGAGAGGAUGCCACGCCCACAUUGCGAGUGCAGCGUUAUGCGAACUACACGGAACUGUCGCAACAGGUGCAUGCCUCCUUGUUGGCGCAUGAACAGUUGCAACAACACCACAAGCAACAGCAACAACAUGGACGAGCCAAGCGAGCGGUGAAGCGUGUGUGUUACAAUGAGCUCGGAUGCUUUGAGGAUUCGGGACCGUUUGCCUAUCUGGAGAUGUUGCCCUCAUCACCCGAGGAGAUAAAUACUAAAUUUUAUUUUUACUCGACGCGACAACGCUCCGAUCGACCGCUUAUGGAAUUGUCCUUCCUCAACAUGACGGCAGCAUUUGCCAAGGCAAAGGCUAAGCGGGAGUCGGAAGCACCGACGGGAACAACUAGUUCACCAGGCCCAACUGGUAACUCCUCCAGCUCCACCUCCACAUCCAACUCCCACACGACUCCUGGCCUAAAUGUGACCACAGAGAAGUCGACAAGCUCAAGUUCAAGGAAAUCUCCCUCCAUUGAUGAUCUUGAGGGCUUCGAUGAACUCUCCGUGCGCGUGAUCGUGCACGGCUUUGGCUCGGCAUGUCCGCAUGUCUGGAUCUACGAGAUGAAGACGGCCCUGAUGGCGGUGGAGGAUUGCAUUGUCAUCUGUGUGGAUUGGGAGAAUGGUGCCACUUUUCCGAACUAUGUCCGAGCUGCAGCAAAUACGCGUCUCGUGGGUAAACAGCUGGCGAUGCUGUUGCGUCAUCUGGAGCAGCACAAGGGUCUAAAUCUGAUGCGCACCCAUGUGAUUGGUUUUAGUCUUGGAGCUCAUGUUUCAGGCUUUGCAGGAGCUGAGCUGCCAGGACUUUCACGCAUCACAGGCUUGGAUCCGGCAGGACCUCUGUUUGAGGCCCAACAUCCGAAGGUGCGUUUAGAUAGCAGCGAUGCGGAAUUUGUCGAUGUCAUUCAUUCGAAUGGCGAGAAUCUAAUCCUCGGAGGCUUAGGCUCCUGGCAGCCCAUGGGACAUGUGGAUUAUUAUCCAAACGGAGGACGUGUGCAGACGGGUUGCUCCAAUCUCUUUGUGGGCGCCGUCACGGACUUCAUUUGGUCGGCUCAGGCAGCGGAGGACGAAGAGGGACGCUCACUGUGUAAUCAUAGGCGUGCCUACAAGUUCUUUAUUGAUUCGGUGGCACCACGUUGCAUGUUUCCAGCUUUUCCCUGUGCCAAUUACGAUGAUUUUCUUAAAGGCAAGUGCUUCCCCUGCGCCCAGGACGAUGAGGAUCUGGCCGAGGGUGUGCCACGCUGUGGCAACAUGGGAUACUAUGCCGACAGAUCAACGGGACGCGGUCAACUUUAUUUGCUGACCCGCGAGGAAGAACCCUUCUGUGCACAUCAGUUCCAGCUGCAAAUCUUUAACUCGUUUAACGAUUUGCCACUGCGUACAAUUGGUCGCCUGGAGGCCAUACUCGAGGGCGAUGGUGGCCUAAACGAGACAUUCGAGAUAUCCGAAAAAGACGACGCUGAAUUCUUUGCUGGCGACAUUGUGUCCAAGAUCAUUGUGCCACAUCCAGCUCUGGGUUUUCCCACCACGCUGAGCCUACACUAUAAAUCGUAUAGUGGCUGGCUAUCGAAGGGUCUGCCCCACUGGGACAUUGACAAGGUGGUGCUAACGGAUAGCUUUGGUCGCAGUCAUUCCCUCUGUCGUCCCAGCACGAAGCUCAGCAGCGGCAGUCCGGUAAGAAUGCGUCUCCAAGCCGGCAACUGUGAGCUGGACAAUCAGGAUGAUUAUGGUGCCUACACGACACAGCCACCGGCCUCGUUGCCACCAGGCACAGAUGCCCCACCGCUCGAUUCGAGUGUGCAGGAGUCUGGCCUGAGUGCCACUGUUGAUGGUGUCGAGAGUGUGAAACAGCGCAAGGAUAUCUUCAAUCUGGGCACGAGUUUCAAGCUUGCACAGAAUCAAACGUAUCCAUUGGAUCAGUCCGAUGAGUUGCCCUGGCAGCCCAUCCUCGUUGGUAAUUCCCUCGACAAGGAUGCCAACGAAGCAGAGGCAGCCGAGUCAAGUCGCAGUUUGUCGGACAAUUUGGCACCCGGACAACAGCCAACGAGUGAGAUCUUUGAGCCCGUCCUGAAGGAUCGUCGUCUGUCGCUUAACCGUGGCAGGAAUCUGCACGAGUAUACGACUACGGAGGAAAUUGUUGAGCCAGUGCUAAAGGCAACCACACCGCGAGCCAAGCACGGCAAGGAUUUGCAUUUGCCGGAUGUCGAACCUCCAGCUGACAAUAAAGCCACGACUCAAACGACUAACACUUCGGAAAGCCGUGCAGCGACACCAACGACACCCAAAAUGAUGGCACAAUUGGCCAGUGGGCAGGAGGAGCAACAAACGGUGCAACUGCUGCCUUUCCGACUCGGCGAGCUCUUGCAACGUGCUGAGCGCUAUGCACGGGAGACGCUGCUCCCACUGAUCUCCGUGCAGGCGCCACGGUUCUUUGGCUUCAACGUGACGCCACACGAUCGGGAGCAAUCGCGUACUGGCGAGUCACGCAAACCACGCUAUAUUCCACGCUACGAGGAGGCCGCCUUCCUAAACACCACGAGCAGCAGCAACAGACGCAACUCGGAGACGUCAACGGAGCAAACAGAUCAAGCGGCCAGACGUAAUCUCUUCAAGCUGCUGCGCUCGGAUGGCGCCAGAUCGCAAGGUCGUUCAGCCCAGCGACGGAGACAACAGGAGGCAGCCAAUCCAGUUGCCACCAGCGAGCCACAGAAUGAGAUUAACUACUACACGAAUAUGCAGCUAACAGAGUCGCGGUCAAUGCGACCAGAGUCACCCAAUUAUCGUCCCGUUUUCAUUGAUCUGCCCACGUAUCGACCGCCGUUAGCAUCCAAGGAGAAGGCCAAGGCGUUGCGACGUGGACGCGUUCAGCAGUUGAACUGAAUUUAGAAUUUGGCUCAGCUUAAUCAGCUUAAUAUAUGUAAACAUUAUGUGAUAUGACAAUCUGAUAAAUCGCCACUGCAUCACCUGCUGCUGUGGGGCAACUCUUCUGUUUUUGGUAACGAUUCGCAAUUUGCCAUUGGUCAUGGUAAUUAAUUGCUGAGCGCGAAGCUCUCUAAUCGGUAAUCGAUAAUCGGGCUACUCGUCCUACUCGUCCUACCAAAACAACACUACCCUCUGUGUACUGUAAAUAACCGUUUGAGGAAUUUUAAAUUCAUAUUCAACAUCAUCUUGCUGUUGACAAAAAUUCUACAUCUAAGUUAGCAACUUAGUUUAUAAUGUGACAAUUUAAUAAAUUAAUAGCGUUUUAAGUAUACACACAUUAA
This is a messenger RNA of Drosophila innubila, 3823 nucleotides long. RefSeq lists its product as uncharacterized. The transcript has 6 exons. Gene Ontology annotation, biological process: lipid metabolic process. The record is from RefSeq and is a predicted model, not a curated record. The coding region runs from base 459 to 3440 and encodes 993 amino acids. Lineage: Eukaryota; Metazoa; Arthropoda; Insecta; Diptera; Drosophilidae. Gene Ontology annotation, molecular function: lipase activity.